Messenger RNA from Acipenser ruthenus (sterlet), 3404 nucleotides. Its product is annotated as ovarian cancer G-protein coupled receptor 1-like. Bases 568 to 1677 code for a protein of 369 amino acids. Gene Ontology annotation, cellular component: membrane. The record is from RefSeq and is a predicted model, not a curated record. The transcript is spliced from 2 exons. Gene Ontology annotation, biological process: cellular response to pH; G protein-coupled receptor signaling pathway. NCBI's taxonomy places the organism in Eukaryota, Metazoa, Chordata, Actinopteri, Acipenseriformes, Acipenseridae. Gene Ontology annotation, molecular function: G protein-coupled receptor activity.
ACUAGGACAACUGAUUUAUGCACAUUACGCAAAAUAGCAAUUUAGCCUAGGUUUAAAGCGAUUAACUCGAAAAAAAUAAAGCUGAUUUACUGUUGCUUGCAACAAAAACUACAAGCCUAUUACAUCAUUACUAAUUGUCAUUCCCAAAGGGGAUUUAUUUAAAUGACGUAUAAUAUUUAAUGAUCAUAGUAUACCCGCAAAAGACGACUCUAUAGGUUUAAUAGGUUGCUUCUGUGGAAGCUGUAGGUGUCGGAAGUACUCCCACUACAAUACCAAUAAGAUCAAAAGAAAGAGGCUCAGGCACACGCCGCUGCACGGUUUACCACUAGUCUGAAAGCAGCACUGUGAAGUUAAAAUCAGACUCUGGCUCAAAGUAAUUUAUAUUUACCGGACAAGUUAAGAAAAAGCAUCAAUCUGCUGUCAAAAGAAGAGCCUGAUCGUGAAGACCCUUCUCUGGAUAGUGUGUAAAAUAAGACACUGCUUACUGGCAAAUCAGGAGUUUCGAAACACAUUUGCAGGCUUGAGCUGUAGCUCCACGACCACUCUUCAAUACUAGGUCCCCGACAGAUGCAGUCUCCUAGCAUGUCAAAUGAAACAAACAUUAACUGUAGUAUUGAUCACAACAUUCACCAGUACUUGUUUUCUGGGGUAUAUAUUAUUGUUCUGGCAAUAGGGCUGCCCGCAAACAUCUUUUCCUUGCAUCACGGCUGGCAGCAAUGGAAAGCCAAGAACGAGCUUGGAAUCUACUUGAUCAACUUAACAGUGUCCGAUUUGCUGUACCUGGCUUCGUUGCCUUUGUGGCUGCAGUACAUCUUUCUGGGCGAUGACUGGAGGCACCAGGAGUGGCUAUGCAAAGUCUGUGGAUUUCUCCUCUACGAGAACAUCUAUAUCAGCAUCGGUUUCAUGUGCUGCAUCUCUGUUGACAGGUACUUAGCUGUGGUAUACCCCCUCCGGUUCCACUGGUUGAGAAGCAGGAGAGCAGCUGUGUUGGUAAGCAUUUUCAUCUGGUUUAAAGAGAUCGGGGUCAGCAUUAGUUUCUUUGUGCACAAGGAACUCAGCCAAGACCAAAACAACCACUCCAUUUGCUUUGAGCAUUACCCCAUGAAAGACUGGGAACACAGUGUGAAUUACUAUCGCUUUUUCAUUGGAUACCUGUUCCCCUUAUGCAUCCUCACAAUUUCUUACUUCAGAGUCCUGAGGGCAGUUAAUAAGAGCACUGGCACUCUGACCUCGCAGAAAGUCCGCAUCAAAAGCUUGGUUUCUGGCACAAUUUUGAUUUUCUUGCUUUGCUUCUCUCCUUAUCACUUUUUUUUGUUGGUCCGGACCAUUUUGGAGAAAGAAUGCUCAUUCAUUGAAAAGAUCUUUAACUUCUACCACGUCUCCCUUCUAUUGACCAGCUUUAACUGUAUCGCUGACCCCGUGCUGUAUUGCUUUGUCAGCGAGACCAACCAGAAAAUGAUACUGAGGAUGAAAAACUAUUGCAUGCAGCUUCUCUGUUGUAAAAAGGCAGAAAAUAUGGAUUCGACAGAAAACAACACACCAGAUCAGACUGGAACUGUUUUGGCAUUCCUACCAGUUAAUGAAGAUGCUUGGGGAGGUUCAGAAGACAGGAUCUUAAGUUUUAAAGCUGCUGGACAAAACAGGGACAAGCUACUUAUGGAAAAGAGCAUCAUCUGAUCCCAUGACCAAGCCAUUUAAUUACCUCUUUACACCCAGGAACAAGAAAGCCCUCCCUGCACACCAAGUGCACCACUAUGUUGCCCAAAGACAUUAUUUUUUUUGAGAAUGAAAUGAACAUGUUCACUAUGAAAUUGGAAGCUGUGAUGUUCAUUAGAAGACUGAUUUCUGCAUUUUAAAUGAUGUCAGUUGUGGCUGCCCAUGUAAUAUGACAUGCUGACUGAGGUCAUUGUACGAGACUUGUGUUCAGGAGUCACAGUGAACUUUUAAGACUUAAAAAGUCUAUACAACCUCAUUUGCCUUGAUGUCACAUAUCCUUGAGAGACCAAAAGACAUGCUGGCCACUGCCUGUGCUUUCUAAUGAAACUAAAUGUUUUGUUUUUGUAAAUGUAUUUAAUAAUGUUAGUAAAACACAAUUAAUGUAUUGUUUUUAUAAAAGAACAAAAGUGUCUAAAGUCACUAUAUGCUGUUGAGUAUACCGUUUUGGGAUGCCAAACUUAAUUUUAGCAAGGGACAUGUUUGUUAUUUCAUACAGUAUUUGAUUUGCUGUUACUUUUGUUUUUAUUCAUAUUUUGGUAUUACAUAAAACUGUGUUGCUUGUGCUUCACUGCAGUCCCUUUCCCAGCUGUUGCAAGCUCCAUCCCUGGAAAAGAAAAACAAACCUAAUGAUAUAUUCAGAAACUUCAAAUCCUGGCAUCCAUGGUUUAGUGUAUUCUGCUUGAUUCUAUUCUGGAUAGUAAUGAUUGAAUGCAUACAAAUGCAACUUACUUGCAUACAGCUGUUUGACAAGAAGAAUCUAGUGUAUUGAAGAAACAUUAGUUGGAUAUCUUCUACAAAAUCUUUGUGGUAGUGGCUGUCAUUUCCCACUAGCACAAAAAUAACUCAUUUUAGCUUAAACGUACAAAUGUGCGAGAAGAACCGAUAUAUACUGGUGCUACCAAUUUAUUUGCACGCAAAAACCUUCCUGUACUACAGAAACGGACACAGCUUUAUGAAUCACAUUUUCAAACAUAAAUUAGGACACCUGGGAUAAGCUGCCAGAUUCUUUCACCAAAUUCAGGGAUGAAGAUGUUUCAUGAAGCUUUAUGAUGAUGAGAGAAAGUGAUCUGAAUUUAGGCAUUUCAAGGCUGUUGUGGAGAAUAUACAGUACUGGUGAUUGCAUAUGUAUUGUUUUUUUUCUUGAAAAAAUGGAAACCCUACCUGUAAUCACAGUUUGCAAUUCAUUAUCUCUGAACUGUCAUACUCUGUCUGCUGUAUUGCGCAUCACAAUGCCUCCAAAUGCCCAAGGCCCUCUGCUCACAAACAAGCUCUUGCUUUAAUCAGCUGUGAACAGAGCUUCACAACAACAUAAUUUUCUACAACUUGCAUGCUCUUGUUAAAGCAAUACGUUGGGGUUUAUGAUUUGUAAUAAGUUUAUAAAUUCUAGUUACAUUUACCUUUAUACCUCCAAUGUAUUAAAUGCUCUCAUAUGUGUUAUAUGGGUACUGUGCUGGCUUCAGUGACAAAUAAUGUAAUUCUUCAUCUUUUAAAAUUAUACAAUGUUUUAUUUUUUUUUUAUAUAAAACAAAAUAAGUUCAAUUAAAAUAAUGUAUUAAAAGUUAAGUGACUUGUGAUUAUUUCCUAUUGUCUGCAGUCUCUUAAAAUACAUGCUAAUGCACAGAGAUUCAUAGAGGAACAUCUACCCUUAAGGGAAGGGAACCAACUACUUGAAAUUUAUGUAUUCUGAA